Molecule: messenger RNA, 2109 nt
Organism: Lytechinus variegatus (green sea urchin)
Lineage: Eukaryota; Metazoa; Echinodermata; Echinoidea; Temnopleuroida; Toxopneustidae
Product: galanin receptor type 1-like
Exons: 2
Coding region: 118-1302 (394 amino acids)
Biological process (GO): G protein-coupled receptor signaling pathway
Cellular component (GO): membrane
Molecular function (GO): G protein-coupled receptor activity
Source: RefSeq, a predicted model, not a curated record
AAAGUCACAAUUCGAUGAAUCUGUCACUGUCAACGUUUAAAUUUUAAUCUUCUUAGAGCCUUAUUUUACGAGAAUUGUCUUCAACCAGAUACAGUUCGAUACAUCUUGGAGUUGACGAUGAAGUCAGGUACAGGUUCUUUAAUAUUGCGGUUGUUUAUCAUCCUGGUGUCUGGAUUCAUCACUACACAAACCAGAGCUGACGGUUUGGAAGAUGGAUAUGACAACGCCACUACCAUCGUGUAUGAAGACAUGACCGAGAUCAUCAUAGAUGACGAUGCCUCUGACUCAGGAUGGGCUUGGUACCCAAUAACAUGGAGAUGGUGGACAAUUAGCCAAGUCGUCUGCGCCAUCCUGGGCGUCUUCGACAACGGGGUCGUCAUCGUGAUCAUAUUCCAGCGGCUUGAGAAGAACCGAUCAACGGACACCUUGAUUGGAGCUUUGGCCAUUGCUGAUUUCCUGACGUCCGUGUUCCUGUUCCCAAUUCCUUGGGCCAAGCAUGUACCUCCAACCAUCCUAGGUAAGAUGUACUGCAAGCUGCUCUAUCCGGGCUUCGCUCUUUGGUUAUGCAUAACCGCAUCCACCUACAUCCUCAUGGCAAUCUGCAUCGAACGUUACAUCGCGGUCGUUCAUCCACUCUACUUCAACAGGGCCUUUACCAAAGCUAAAGUAUCACUCGCUGUGCUUUUCCUCUGGGUAUUUUCCUUCGCUCAGUGCGUCUAUGCCUUGUUCACCUUCAUCCACGACGAGGAAAUCGGUUACUGUAGUUCUAUUGUUGAUACCAAGAGGGGUAUGGAGGCCCGCGCUUACUACGCCUUCUCGAUUCGUCUAGCCAUUCCCGUCCUGACCAUGGUUGUCACCCAAAUCAUCAUCAUCCGGUCACUCCAUGUCCAGUCCAAGGUAUUCAAGGGUAUGACCGGUGAGAGUCAAGCCACCUCUCCGACCUUUCACAUCACUGCCCGCAACAACGUCAUCAAGAUGAUGUUCAUCGUCGUCAUGGUCUACGUCAUCACAUGGACACCCAAUCAGAUCGCCUACCUUUGCUUCAACCUCGGUUACAUCUCCUCGUCCUACCGAGGAAGUCCCCUCCACCGCAGUCUCACGGUCUUUGCCUUCCUCAAUUCCUGCGCCAACCCCAUCAUCUACACGUCCCGUCAUACCGAGUUCAGAAAGGCCCUCAAGGGUCUCUUUACCUGCUCCAAACCCGAGAUCUCCUCCCUCUUCGAGAUCAAAGAAGAUACUGCGGGUAAAGAAAGUUCGCAAUCAAACAUGAAGAUGAAUGAGAGUAUUCCAGAAGCACCUUGAAUGCAUUGUGCACCCUUACCACUUCAAUAUCUAUUUCUAAAGGCAAUGAUAACAACAUCAGCAAUUACAAUUAUGAUACUCAUGGUGAUAUAAAAAUAGAAUAAUACGAGUUAAAGUUCAAGUUGUUUUUUUUUCCAUUUUCAUCAUACAUGUAUACAGUGGUGCUAACAAGUUAGUGAACCAUACGAAGUCAGGUGAUGAAAAUGUAACAUUUCAUAUAGUUUGUUUCUCUGGGCUCGCCGGACAUCGUAUACGUUGUUGUCUAUACGUUCAACAUUCGGCAUGAACUAGUGUAUUUUCUGGUGGGGUUAGCUCCUAAUUUAGCACCACUGUACAUCAUAUACAUUAAAAAAAAGUAGAAAUCAAAUAUGAUUACACUCUAAAUUCCAAGGGUUUGAAAUAAAUCCAGGAUCCCGUAGCACAAAGAAUAGUGAUUAAUCGUACGUUUGAUUUUUAUGAUUAAUUUUACAUUUUAGGUCAUGUAAUCAAUCGUUCAUAAUGUUUGAUUUGAUUUGAUUUCUUGUUUUCUUCUGCAGUCAUAUCGUUCGCAUUUCCAUUAAAUAGCAAACAAAAUAAUAUACUAAUUGUCCAAAAAUUCGGCAAAUAUUUUAUUUUGUCUGUAAAGAUUGUUUGCCACGGAGGAUCUCUUAUGUUAACAAAAAAGGGAAUCAAAACAUAUCAGCUCCAUCAUCAGAAUUUAUCGCAACAUCAUGAACUGUCACAUUUUCUUUGGGCAAUGUUUGGGUUUCUUGCCCACCAAAUCAUUGAUGAUCUAUCAUGUGGCUUUCAUUUUUUUGUUUUGACUCU